This is a messenger RNA of Eptesicus fuscus (big brown bat), 1517 nucleotides long. It is a transcript of the gene EYA4, whose product is annotated as EYA transcriptional coactivator and phosphatase 4. Gene Ontology annotation, biological process: positive regulation of DNA repair; negative regulation of extrinsic apoptotic signaling pathway in absence of ligand; cell differentiation. NCBI's taxonomy places the organism in Eukaryota, Metazoa, Chordata, Mammalia, Chiroptera, Vespertilionidae. Gene Ontology annotation, molecular function: protein tyrosine phosphatase activity. Gene Ontology annotation, cellular component: nucleus. The transcript is spliced from 14 exons. The record is from RefSeq and is a predicted model, not a curated record. The coding region runs from base 81 to 1517 and encodes 478 amino acids.
GAUCAGCACAUCAAUAUUCCCCACAGCUCUAUCCUUCCAAGCCCUAUCCACACAUUCUUUCUACACCAGCAGCUCAAACAAUGUCUGCCUAUGCAGGCCAGACUCAGUAUUCGGGAAUGCAGCAGCCCGCGGUCUACACAGCCUACUCACAGACAGGACAGCCCUACAGCCUGCCCACUUACGGCAUCAAGACAGAGAGUGGACUCCCACAAACUCAGUCUCCGUUACAGAGUGGGUGCCUCAGUUACAGCCCAGGGUUCUCCACCCCACAGCCAGGCCAGACACCUUAUUCUUACCAGAUGCCAGGUUCUGGUUUUGCACCAUCAUCUACUAUUUAUGCAAAUAAUUCAGUUUCUAAUUCAACGAAUUUCAGCGGAUCACAACAGGAUUAUCCAUCCUACACAGCCUUUGGCCAAAACCAGUAUGCACAGUAUUACUCCGCAUCAACGUAUGGAGCAUAUAUGACAUCAAAUAACACAGCUGAUGGCACAUCGUCCUCAACCUCAACCUAUCAGUUGCAGGAAUCUCUCCCAGGACUGACUAGCCAACCAGGUACAGAUCUUCAUCCAGAGUUCGAUACCGUGCAGAGCCCCUCCACACCCAUUAAAGAUCUUGAUGAGAGAACAUGUAGGAGUUCUGGCUCAAAGUCCCGAGGAAGAGGCCGGAAAAAUAAUCCCUCCCCGCCUCCCGACAGUGACCUGGAGCGUGUGUUUGUCUGGGACUUGGAUGAAACCAUCAUUGUUUUUCAUUCACUGCUCACAGGUUCUUAUGCCCAGAAGUAUGGCAAGGAUCCUCCCAUGGCUGUAACCCUUGGACUCCGAAUGGAGGAAAUGAUUUUUAAUCUUGCUGAUACGCAUUUAUUUUUUAAUGAUUUAGAGGAGUGUGAUCAAGUUCAUAUAGAUGAUGUCUCCUCUGAUGAUAAUGGGCAGGACCUAAGUACCUACAGUUUUGCAACUGAUGGCUUCCAUGCAGCUGCAAGUAGUGCAAACCUUUGUUUGCCAACAGGUGUAAGAGGAGGGGUUGACUGGAUGAGGAAGUUGGCUUUUCGUUACAGAAGAGUAAAAGAAUUAUACAACACCUACAAGAACAAUGUCGGAGGACUGCUUGGCCCUGCCAAGAGAGACGCAUGGCUGCAGCUAAGGGCCGAGAUUGAAGGUUUGACAGACUCCUGGCUAACAAAUGCACUUAAGUCUUUAUCAAUUAUUAGUACUAGGAGUAACUGCGUAAAUGUCUUGGUAACGACAACGCAACUGAUCCCAGCACUUGCGAAGGUUCUACUCUAUAGUUUAGGAGGUGCUUUCCCCAUUGAGAAUAUUUACAGUGCAACUAAAAUAGGAAAAGAAAGUUGCUUUGAACGAAUAAUGCAAAGGUUUGGCAGAAAAGUAGUAUAUGUUGUAAUUGGGGAUGGUGUAGAAGAAGAACAGGCAGCAAAAAAGCACAACAUGCCCUUUUGGAGGAUAUCAAGUCACUCAGACCUGUUGGCUCUACAUCAAGCACUGGAAUUAGAGUAUUUGUAA